Penicillium macrosclerotiorum is the source of this 645-nucleotide messenger RNA. Its product is annotated as Serine hydrolase FSH. The transcript is spliced from 3 exons. The coding region runs from base 1 to 645 and encodes 214 amino acids. Gene Ontology annotation, cellular component: cytoplasm; nucleus. The record is from RefSeq and is a predicted model, not a curated record. NCBI's taxonomy places the organism in Eukaryota, Fungi, Ascomycota, Eurotiomycetes, Eurotiales, Aspergillaceae.
AUGCGUUUCCUGUGUUUACACGGCGCCAGCACCAAUGGCGAGAUCUUCGAGAUUCAGACCGGCGGGCUGCGUCAAAAGCUCGAGAAAGAUGGUCAUCGCUUCACGUUCAUGAACGGCCGACUGCCUAGCCAGGUCGAAGAGGGCCUUGAGGGGGUCGUUGACGGCCCUUUCUACUCCCACUAUCCCCGCGACCCCGCAUUGCCAAGCGCCGACGUGCUCGAAGCCUUCGAACAUGUCCAGCGCAUCAUCGAUACUGAAGGCCCAUUCGAUGCCGUCAUUGGCUUCUCACAAGGCGCCGCCCUCGCGAGCGCCAUGCUUGUGCACCACACGAAGACCAAUCCCGCUGCGCCGCCGCCCUUCCGCGUAGCCGUGUUCCUGUGUGGCGGCAGGCCGUGGAACAGCUCAGGCAUGGCAUACGUGGAGCCACAGCCAGAUACAUAUCUGAUCAACAUCCCAACAGCACAUGUGGUGGGCAAGCUGGAUCCCUUGUAUGAACAGGGUUUGGUGCUGCACGCGCUGUGUGAGCCAUCCAAGGCAAAAUUCUAUGACCAUGGGUCGAAACAUAUGGUUCCAUUUGAUCAGAAGAACACAGAUGAGAUGGUGAAGAUCAUCGAGGAGACUAUUGCGAAGGCCAUUCGAGGAUGA